UCUCCUUGGCCAACCAAAGAGUUUGUAAAAUUGUUGCCUCAAAGCAUUUUUCCCGUAAUCUACAUCCAACAUCCAAAAUUCAAGUAAACACGAAUCCCCGGUGUUUGUAAAUGUUGUUCGAGUAUUUAAACUUUUCGUCGUUAAAUAAUUGCAUUUUUAUUGUUUUAUAAAUUCUUUUAAUGUCCACCAGUAUUUAAAAAAAAUUGAACUAGAUCAUAAAAAAUAAAGUGCAUAUACAAUGGAUUUUAAUAUGGUUAUCAAACAGGAAUUAAAUGAUAUUAAGAUGGAGCCUAUGGAGGACUUUCCAGAUGUCGGAAUUCCUAAUUCUUCUGACUAUGACGAGGGCGUAAUAACAAAUAUUAAAAAUGAUGAUUUGAUGGAAAAUACAAUAAUGGAGCAGAUAUAUCCACAUAAAAAUCAUCAAUCUGAAAGUGAAACAGAAGAUACAUAUGAUGAAUGUUAUUCAUGUUUUAUGUGCAAUGUAUCAUACAAUACACAGUUUGACCUAGAUGCACAUUUGCGUACUCACAUUGAUGAUGAGACUUUUCAUCAUAGUAAUAUUAACAGUAUAAGUGAACCUUUACCUCAAUCUUCAAUAAAGCCAUCAAAAUACUUCAGAUGCAAUGAAUGUCUAAAAAUUUGUAAAAGUCAACUGUCAUACAAUGAACACAUGUUAACCCAUACAGGAGAAAAACCACAUCAUUGUCGGGUAUGUGAUCGUAAAUUUCGUCAUAUAGCAAAUUUUCGAACGCAUUUAAAAAGUCAUAACAAUGUGAGAACAUUGAUUUGUUCUCUGUGUCGAAAAACUAUUGUUGGCGAAAAAAAUUACUAUAUACAUUAUAUGGAUGUACAUAAUAAAAUGUCUAUCCGUAAUCCUCGACCUUAUCAAUCUAGUUCAUCUGACAGUGAUGAAGAUUUUAAUCCCAAAGUUUCAUACUAUAAAAAGAAAAAACUUAAUUCACGAAAGUUUAGAAAAGAUAGUGAACCAUUUGGCCCUUUAUUUGCUAAAAAAGCAUGGGAAAAAAAACAACAAGAAUUGGAAAAUGUUAAUUUAGAUGUCGAAGAAGAAAAAAGUGAAAGAGAUGCUGUUCAGGAAGCUAUUGAAAGUUCAAGACAAGAUAUACAAAAUAUGCUUAGAAAAAGAAAACAACAACUAACCGAUUAUAAUACUGAAGAGUACCAAAAGCUUCUAGAAACUUUAAUACUAGAAAAAAAUUCUACUGGUCAAAUUAAUGAAGCUAAAUUCAUUGGUCCAUUGUUUUGGAAAAAUGCUUUAGUCAAGGCUGGUCUUGUAGAAGAAGAUGUACUUCCUAUGCAAUUUCAAAGUCAGCUAAGAGUUAUUGAAUGUAUGUCUUGUAGAAAAUGUUUUGCAAGGUUACCAAGAUCUAAUGAAGGUCAUAUUUUGCCAUCUAAACCACCAUGCUCUAGCUGCUUUAUGAUUAAAAAUGAAUCUACAUUAAACAAACAUAAAGCUGAAAAUCAUAAUGAAACUCCACCAUACAUUUGCAAAGAAUGUUUAUUGGAAUCAGACACAUGGUAUAAGUAUGUCCAGCACAUGAAAAUGCAUUUAAGAUGUGGAACAAAAUGUAGUGAGUGUGUAUAUAAUAUGAUGAAUAAACCAGAUACUGUAAUAUUCUUGUGUGAUGUAUGUGAAAUGUCUUUUGACACUGAUGAUGAACUUAAAGUACAUGUACAAACACAUUUAGAAAAUGGACAAAAUAAUGAUAGAUAGUAAUUCUCUACAUUUUAUAAUGAGCUAUGUAAAUAUUAUUAAUAAUAUAUCUAUUUUAUAUUCUUAAUAAUAGCAGUUAAAAAUGUAGUAAAUGUAACUAUUACAAAAUAGUUACAAUAGUAGCUGUUUGUACUCGUAACCAAUAUGUAUAUUAUAAUUUUUUUAAUAACUAUCAAUUAAAAAUUUAUACAAAUAAGUAUAAUAUAUAUAAAUAUAUGUAUUACUCCUUAAAAAAAAGAAGAUUAAUUUGUGUUAUUUAAAGUGUAAAAACCACAGACUUGUAAUUGAUAUAGAAUAUCUAUUCUUAAUAUACAUAAUAUAUAUAAACAAUUUUUAUUCAUAAGUAAAAUGCCCAAGACUAUAAGAAGUAAAUAAUAUUAUUUUAAAUGGUAAAUAAAAUUAUCUUAAGAGGACGUUAUACCUGCAUGUGUUGUCUCUGUCUUACCUACAUACAUCAUAGCAAAUUUGCGUUCAGUAUAUUUUGUGAUGUUAGCUUUAAUAUUAGAGUAAAUUUACUUGUUAUCAAAUUUAAAGGUAAGAAUAUUAUCUAGGAAAUGUCAUGCUUUUAUUGAUAUUAUCAUUUUAAAGUGAGUUAUGAACAUUUUAAAGUUGUAAUAUUUUACAUAGUUAUAACUCACUUUAAAAUAAUAAUAUCAAUAAAAGCUUAUGAAAUUUCCUAGAUAAUAUUCUUACCUUUAAAUUUGAUAAUAUGUUAAUUGACUCUAAUAUUAAAGCUAACAUCACAAAAUGUGUUCUGCUGAACGCAAAUUUGCUGUGAUAUACGUUAGUAAGACAGACACCACAUGUGGGUAUAAUGUCCUAUUAACUUAAGAUUCGUGUUAUAAUAACCUUAUAUAAUGAACAUUUUAAAAUUUCUAUUAAAUGAUUAAAAACAUAUUUUUUGAUAUUUUAUACAUUUUUGUUCGGGUGAAUGAUCAUUAAUCAACUCAAAAUGUGUGUUUUUAUAUUAAUUAUUUACUAUUAUUUUUAAUUAUGAUAAUAUUACAAUGAUAUUUUUACUGUUUUUAGUCAAGUUAAAUGCUAAUACUUUAAUUUCAUAUUGUACAAUAUAGUUUUAAUAUUGUAUUGGUAGGCACACAAAAUCAAACGCCAGUUAAAAUGUUUAAUAACUAACACGAAAUAUGUUAUAGUUAUAUGAUAUUGUGUAAUUAAUAAUUAUUACAAAUUAUACAAUAAUUUUAUCAUUGUAUAGAACUAUUCAUUAUUGGUACAAACAAAUUUUUAUUAUUUAUAGUUAAUAUGAUUGUUAAGUUAUUUUUAUUUAUCUUGAUGUGAGAGCAUUUGAUAAUUUAUAUAUGUAUUGUAUAAAUGAUGUGUUUACAUUAUGUUAACUUUGUGUUAGAUACCUUUUGUAUUCCGAUUAAAUACACAUUAAAUAUGUGAUUUAACUGUU
Messenger RNA from Rhopalosiphum padi (bird cherry-oat aphid), 3146 nucleotides. Its product is annotated as zinc finger protein ZFP2-like. Gene Ontology annotation, molecular function: DNA-binding transcription factor activity; RNA polymerase II cis-regulatory region sequence-specific DNA binding. Gene Ontology annotation, biological process: regulation of transcription by RNA polymerase II. NCBI's taxonomy places the organism in Eukaryota, Metazoa, Arthropoda, Insecta, Hemiptera, Aphididae. The transcript is spliced from 5 exons. The record is from RefSeq and is a predicted model, not a curated record. The coding region runs from base 239 to 1732 and encodes 497 amino acids.